AUGUCAUUAACAUUAUUUAGUAAUGAUAAAACAAAUGAUGAUCUUGAUAUAAAUAAGCCAUUGAGUCGGGUUGGACAUUCCCUACAUUUAUACUAUGAGCUAAGUGAAACAGAUAAAAAUGAUAAUCCAAAAAAAGACAAUGAAAAAGAGGAUAUAUUUAAAAAUGAUUAUACUACAUUAAACUAUGGUGAAGAUAAUGAAAAUAAAAAAGCAUAUUACAACGAUUUAAAUCAAGAAAACAUAAAGUUUGAAAACACAAAUGAAUGGAAUGAGAUUAAACAAAAUGAUGAGAAUGUCGUAAAGAACGACAAUAAUAAUAAUAGUAAUAGGAGUUAUAAUAAAUAUAUUAAGGGGGAAUAUAAGUUAGUAUUAUUUGGUGGCGGAUUAAUAGAUGAUGAAUUUGUUAAAAACUAUUCAAAUGAAUAUACAAUGAAUUCAGAUGAAUAUAAUAUGCACAACAAUGUGUAUAAUAACGUACAUAAUGAUAUGCAUAACAAUUUCAAGAACUAUAAUACAUUAAGUAUUGAAAGAUAUUUAACUCAAACAUUUAAUGAUACAUAUAUAUGUGAAGAACACAAUAAUUAUAUGGACUCGUGGUUUCGUAUUAAGACGUAUAAUACUCCAAAAGCUAGAGCAUUUCAUGCUUCUUCAAUUGUUAAUUUAGGAAAAAAUGGUGUUUUUUUAUUUAUCCAUGGAGGGAAAGCUAAAAAUGAUGUUUUGGCUAGUAAUUCUUUAUAUGCAUUAAAUCUUAGUAAAUUAUCUUUUGAAGAUAAUACAAAUUGUAAUAAUAUAAAAAAUGGAAUAUACGAAUAUGGCGAUAGUGAUGGCCCUAAUCAGGGUAGUAAUGCAGAAAAGUAUUCAUAUCGAAAUGGUCAAAUUUAUACAAGUGAUGAAGCAAAUGGAUUUAAUGAAGAGGAAAAUAAUUCUGCUGAUGAUUCUCGGAAUUAUUAUAUGAAUGAAAAUGAUAAAAGUGAUAAUCAGAAUGACCAACCAUUAUCUUCAUCAAAUUUGGAUAAUAAUAUAAUAAAGAAAAAAAAAAAAAAAAAAAAAAAAAAAAGCCAAGAUAAUUCAAAACUAUUAAAUCAACAAGAAUCAGAAUCAUCAUAUGAAAGUUAUACCUCAAACUCAAACACAGUUUUAUCUGAUUCUUCAUUAGUAUCAUCCUCCUCUUCAUCUAAUUGCGGAUCCGAAUAUGAACCGAAUAUAUAUCAUUCUAAUUUUUACCGUGGAAAAAUAGAUAAUAAUGGCAAUAACAUGAAUGAAAAUAAUAAUAACGGUUGUGAUGACACUCUUGUAAAUUUUAGAGGGCCUGCUAAAAGUUUACUAUUAAAAAAUAAUUCUGAUUCAUAUAAUGAUUCAUAUGAAGACGGAGAUAAUAUAAUACCUUAUUAUAAAAAUGUGAAAAGGGAAUGGAUAAAAAUAAAUACAAUUGGUGAAAAACCAAGUAAAAGAUAUGGACAUACUUUAGAUUUUAUAUAUCCCUAUUUAAUUUUAUUUGGAGGAAAUGAAAAAAUAGAUGAUGAAGAAAAUAUUUUUUGUAAAAAUGAUCUAUGGAUAUUAAAUAUAACAAAAUCUAAAAUAAAGAAAAAAAAAAGAAAAAAAACAAACAACAAUAAUACCGAUCCUUUUACUAAUGAUGAAUCAAAUGAAAAGGAUACUUUAGUUUUUAUGUGGGAAGAAAUAAAAUAUGUACCUGUUGAUCCUCUUGGAAGAUAUUUUCAUGCAACUACUGUUUGGUAUGAUAAAGUAAGUAAAAAAAAUAAGUUAAUAUUAUAUGGUGGUAAAAUGAAGAGUGAUGAUAAGGUAAAUAAUAGAGGAACUUAUACUAAUGGAGCAAAUAAUAAUAGAUUAUUUAUACUUGAAAAUAUUGGAAAGCCAAAUUGUCAAUGGUCAAUAUUACCAAUAUAUUUAGAUACGAUAAAUGAAAGUAGAGCAUAUCAUUCAAUUGUUUGUAUACAAAAUUAUAUUUUUAUUAUGGGAGGAGAAGAAUAUAAGUACAUGGAAAAAGUUCCAUCCGCAUUAUAUUCAUUUGAAAAUAAAAAAUUUCAAUAUAUAAAUGAUUUUACAUCACGAAUUUUAUUAAAAUCUUAUGUAAAAGGUAAUAAUAUAUAUUCAUGGGGAGGGUUUAGCACUGUAGCAACGUCAGAUAAUAAUUAUUUUCCAAACAAUUUUGCAAUUUUAGAUAUAAACCCUCAUAUUUUAUGUAUACAAAUGAAAGAAAGUUUAGGUGAUGAAUAUGAUGAAAAUUCCAGUGUAAUUACAAAAGCAGAUGAAGAUUCAGAUGAUAAUAUGUAUAAUAAAAUUAAUAAAAGUUUUAUUAGAAUUGAAAAGAAAAAAACACAACUUGAAAAAGAUAUAUUAUAUCAAGUUAAAUUAAAUAAUAAUAUGGAAUUUCGUAUAAAAUCGCAAAUGAUACAAUAUCAAAGAUUAGUUCAAUUAUAUAAUCUUAAGCAAAGACAAAUAUAUAAUUAUAUGACAUUGCUAAAAAGAAAUGGAGAAGAAGGAAUACCCAUUAAUGGAACUGACACAUAUGGAAAUGAAUAUACCCUUAGUAAUUUAGGGGUUGGUAUGAAUAAUUUAAUGGAAAAUUAUCCUAUUUAUAAUAAUUGCUCAGGAAAUGAAAAUAUAGGUAUUCCAAUAAAUACAAACAUGGCAUUACAAAAUGAUAUAAAUAUAGAAUAUGGAUUUAAUGCAAUGCCUAUGGAGAAUAUGAAUGCAGGUUUAUUGAACCAACCAGUUAAUGUAGAUAUAAAUAAUUAUACAAGUUGUGAAAAAAUGCAAAGUAUUCCUUAUACUAAUAGUACAAAUGAAAAAAGUAAAAAUGAUGAACAAGAAGAGCAACAAUUUAUUUAUGGAAGUGAAAAUGUUGUACCUAUAAACAAUUUAAUGGACAAUAAAAAUAAUGAAAAUUAUUAUAACAUAGAAUUAAAAGAUAAUUUAUUGAAUAAUCAAAAGGGAGAAGAACUAAAACAGGGCAAUAUUCAAAAUUGCUAUGAUACAAAUAUGAUAUAUAAUAUUGAUAAAAAUUGCUCAAUUACAAAUGAUGGGCAAUUUUAUUACUAUCCUAAUGACAAUAAUAUGAUUGAUAAAAUAAAUUGGAAACAAAAUUUAAUAAAUGUUGAUACUAGUGCAAAUAUUGUAGCUAAUCCAAACAGCCAAGAAAGAUUAAAUAUUUAUGAAAAUGAGUUUAAAUCUGUCAAUCAAAAUAUAUUACUACCAACUAACUUAACUGAUAUAAAUAUGCCUAGUAAUAAUAACUUUCAAAAUAAUCCAAUUAAAUAUGAACAAAGUCAAAAUGCGGCUGAAAUAAAUGGAGGGGAGACUAUGGUCAAAAAAGAGGCACCACCUCAAAGGGCUCGACGAAAAACUGCUCAAAAAUGUAUGGAACUAAUUGAACAGGAUAUGUUGAUCAGAAAAAUGAAUGAGAAAUGA
Plasmodium vinckei vinckei is the source of this 3432-nucleotide messenger RNA. Its product is annotated as conserved Plasmodium protein, unknown function. The record is from RefSeq and is a predicted model, not a curated record. The transcript has a single exon. Lineage: Eukaryota; Apicomplexa; Aconoidasida; Haemosporida; Plasmodiidae. Gene Ontology annotation, molecular function: protein binding; enzyme regulator activity. Gene Ontology annotation, biological process: nitrile biosynthetic process. The coding region runs from base 1 to 3432 and encodes 1143 amino acids. Gene Ontology annotation, cellular component: nucleus; cytosol.